AUGGUUCCAGAUGUGUUACAAGUUCCAUUGCCUAGAUUGACCUCGGAUCACUCGCCUAUUAUGCUAGAUGGCAGUAGAAGGAGGAGUUUGCGUAUUCCUUUCAGGUUCGAGAAUAUGUGGCUUCAGGUGUCAGAUUUUGAAGAUAGAGUGGAUGCUUGGUGGAAUGGGUAUGUAGUGACUGGCACACCAUCUUUUCGACUUGCAAGCAAGUUGAAAAUGCUAAAAGGAGAUAUUAGGAAGUGGAAUAAGGAGGUGUUCGGGAGGGUAGAAGUUAAAAUAAGGGAGCUAAUUAAUGAGGUGGGGGAGAUGGAGCGUGUGGAAGCUUUGAGGGCCUUAGAAGAGAGCGAGAGAGUUAGGAAAGAGGAGGCAAAUCAGGAGCUAGCCGCUUUAGCGGUCGCUCAAGAGACCACAGAAAAGCAAGCGAUAGAACAGCGUCUCGCGUCGCUUCAGCGCUUAAAGCGAGAAGCGAGCGCUUUUAAUAACACUGGGAUGAGGGAGUGGUUGGAGAGGGCUAUGGAAGAAGAAGAGGUAAGGGCAGCGGUAGUGAGUUGUGCGGGUGACAAAGCUCGGGGAUCGGAUAGAUUCACUUUGGCUUUCUUCCAACAUUGUUGGAGGAUAGUUAAGGUGGAGUUGAUGGAGACCACUGUGGAAUUUCAAGAAACUAGGGAGUUUGAAAGAAGCCUUAACGCAUCUUUUGUCACCAUUGCGCCAAAGAAGGAAAGAGCGACGAGUAUCAAAGAUUAUAGGCCUAUUAGUCUGUUGGAAAGCAUCUAUAAGAUUAUUUCUAAGAUUGUGUCAGGCCUUAAGAUCAACCACAGAAAAUGUGAGAUCACACCGAUGGGAGAAGUGGAUAAUAUUGAAGAGAUUGCACAUGUGUUGAAUUGUAAGGUGGGUACUUUACCUACUACCUAUUUGGAGCUACCGUUGGGUGCAUCGAGCAAAGAUCUUGCAAUGUGGAACCCAGUGAUUGAGAGAGUAGAGAAAUGGCUAGCGGGAUGGCAAAAGAAGUACUUGUCGAUAGGAGGGAAAGAAGUUUUGAUCAAAAGCACUCUAUCUAGCAUUCCUACAAAUUAUAUGUCAUUUUUACAUGAGAGGUUGGAAAGACUUCAACAAAACUUUUUAUGGGACACAACGGAAGGAGCAAGAAGGUAUCAUUUAGUGAACUGGAGAGUUGUCACAUCUCCAAAGGAACGGGGAGGUCUCGGGGUGAAAGAUCUCAAAGUCUUCAACAAAGCUUUGCUAGGGAAGUGGAUAUGGAGAUUUGGGGUGGAGGAGAGUGCAUUUUGGAGGGGGAUGUAG
Molecule: messenger RNA, 1299 nt
Organism: Nicotiana tabacum (common tobacco)
Lineage: Eukaryota; Viridiplantae; Streptophyta; Magnoliopsida; Solanales; Solanaceae
Source: RefSeq, a predicted model, not a curated record